AUGGCCAUUAAUGAAAUUUUAACGAUUUCCCCGCGUUUAAAAGUUAAUGUGUUAAGUGUUGGAGCAAUUCUUACUUUGUUUCUGGGAACUCAGUUUAAUUCUAUUCUACAAUCGAUAUCUAUGGCUGAAGUGAGCCUCCUGGUGCCUUUAAUACAAGCAGUUGAAGUGGCCAUCGUGGCUCUGUCAUCCAUAAAACUUGGAGUUUCGGAAUACCCACCACAGGCUCACGUUGAAGAUGGCCAGACGUUUGACUUCAUCGUAGUCGGAGCAGGAUCAGCGGGCUGUGUGUUGGCCAACAGACUGACAGAGAUAUCGAACUGGAAAGUUUUACUCGUAGAGGCUGGAGAUGAUCCCUCUGCCGCGUCAAACUCACCAGGGAUAUCAAUGUUGGUGUCUUCAAAAUUGCCUAACUGGAACUACUUCACCGUCAACGAUGGCUAUUCAAGUCAAAGCCUUAAAGAAAAGCGCAUAGAACAGCUUGCUGGCCGGAUGCUGGGAGGAUCCAGUAGUAUUAAUUUCAUGUUCUACCUUAGAGGUAACAAGGCUGACUAUGAAACCUGGGUUCAAAAAGGCAAUCCAGGUUGGGAUUGGAAUAACGUCACGUCUUAUUUCAAGAAGAGCGAACGCCUCAAUGACAGAACCAUUAUGGAAAGUGAAUCCGGCUCAUUACAUAACACAGACGGUUACUUGGGAGUUACGAGGCCAGAUUGGUAUCACAGAACGAGUGAAUAUUUAGACGCCUUUAAACAAAACGGCCAUGAAAUUCUGAUAGAAAACAAUGGACAUCAACAGUUAGGUUACGCUCCAGCGAGCUUUACAGCUGAAAAAAAUAAUCGACAAAGUACGGCUAAUGCUUUUCUCAAGCCUGUUAAAAAUCGGAAAAAUUUGUAUGUCCUUAAAAAUACUAAAGCCAGGAAGAUCUUGUUUGACAAAUGUAAAAGAGCAGUAGGAGUUGAGUUAAAAUCAACUGGCGGAAAAGUGAUAAAAGUUAAGGCCCGAAAAGAAGUUGUCCUGUCUGCUGGGGCUAUUAACAGUCCACAACUGCUUAUGAUUUCUGGUGUAGGACCCAAGGAACAUUUAGAAAAAAUGCGUAUAGACGUAUUACUCAAUUCGCCAAACGUGGGUAAGAAUCUACAAGAUCAUCCACUGGUACCAAUAGUUAUUACUAGAGACCAAAAGUUUUCGUCGGUCAUCGAGAACAUUGAGCCUUUAAAAUAUUUGGACCGCUUCCCUUUGCCAGCCAUCGUAGGUUUUGCGGCUCUGAAUAAGUCACAAGGUUAUCCAGACUACCAAGCGACCGCCGUUCCAGUGCCAGUCGCCCCUAUAUUACCAACCUUACUUUGUUCCACUGUAUUUACGAUAAACGAUAAGUCUUGUACUGUUCUAGCCAAAGACACUAAACUAAAAGGAGCCCUGGUAGGUUUAGUUACCCACGUGCAGCCAAAAUCGAGGGGACAAAUCAUAUUAAGGACUUCAGACCCAGAAGACAGCCCUCUCAUAUAUUCAGGGUAUUUUAAUAAUACUGAGGAUUUAGAGAACUUUGCUAAAUACGUUGAGGAUUAUGUAAGCGUAAUAAAUACACCAUAUCUUCGGAACUUGAAACCAGAGAUAAUAGAUUUAAGAGUGCCUCAGUGCCAAGACCUUAAAUUUCCCAGUCAUGAGUACUGGAAAUGUUAUAUUUUGAACUUAUCGAGCAGCCAUUACCAUCCAGUUGGCACUUGUGCAAUGGGAUUGGAAGGACUUGGAGUGGUGGACGAGAGACUUCGAGUUCGAGGGGUGAGAAGAUUACGAGUGGUAGAUGCUAGUGUAAUGCCGACCAUUACCAGGGGAAAUACAAAUGCUCCUACUAUAAUGAUUGCUGAGAAAGCUGCCGACAUGAUCAAGCAUGACUAUGGGUUAUAUGAAUAA
This is a messenger RNA of Arctia plantaginis, 1908 nucleotides long. Lineage: Eukaryota; Metazoa; Arthropoda; Insecta; Lepidoptera; Erebidae. The record is from the annotation of a GenBank genome assembly.